GUUUUUUUUUAAAGUCAAAUACAUAACAAUGUCUUUUUGUUCAAUUAUUCCUCUUUACGCCACAUUACUAACACGCGAGACGACAACAACAACAUCGGCAUUGCUUGCAGUCGCUUUAACGAUGUCUGAAAGUGAGGAAGUUAAGCAGAUUGACUGGAUGUAUCCCGAUCUGAUGCCUAGGGAUGAAUUAGUUUCAAUAUUAAAACAGAGAUACAUAAAGACAGAGUCUUUGGAACUGCUAAACAAGGACGAGCUGGUAGAGUUGUACAAUGAAUAUAUUAUUCCUCUACCACAGAGGAAAUACAGACCAAAUAGACGAGGGCGAGAGAUGACUAAAAAACAAAUCAUAGCCUCCAAAAAACGGAGGCUUGAGUCCUCAGAUGAAGCGUCAGAUGAUCAACCAAAAAAUAAGAGAAGAUCAACAGGGAAUUUGCUGACCUCUUUUGACCUUCCAGCUUCUGGGACAGGAGAUAGGCUAAAACCUCCACCAUCUUGUAUCAACUUUGAAAAGAAGAAAAUCAAGCUUUCAAAUAGUACUAAACCUUCAUCAGAUAUGGUCUCUUCCUGUUUAGAUAACAUAACCAUUAAAAAAAGAAAGGAAGUGAAACAUGAAAAUGAGGCAGUGAAAAAGAUCAAAUUAACGAAUAAUUGUGAAAGUGAUCCUGAAAGUGUGACAAUGAAGGAAGGGAAAAAACCCGUCCAAACUGAAAACUCAGUAGAGAAUGAUGUGGCUGCUAAUGAGACACAGAAGAAGAUAAAAAAGAUUUUAUGGCCAUAGAAACUUUACUUAUGAAAUAGAAAUGUUAAAUAUUACGCAGUGAUAAUGAUGUGAGCAAUGGAUUUUUUCUUACUUAACUAAAUACACUCACUUGUUGUUUUAUGUAAGGAAAUAAAAUUAUUUUAACUAUAAGCUUGUGAUAUAACAGUAUCUCAUUAUAAAUGAAAACAUACA
Molecule: messenger RNA, 952 nt
Organism: Ruditapes philippinarum (Manila clam)
Lineage: Eukaryota; Metazoa; Mollusca; Bivalvia; Venerida; Veneridae
Product: ashwin-like
Exons: 4
Coding region: 29-778 (249 amino acids)
Biological process (GO): embryonic morphogenesis
Cellular component (GO): tRNA-splicing ligase complex
Source: RefSeq, a predicted model, not a curated record